This is a messenger RNA of Lethenteron reissneri (Far Eastern brook lamprey), 1182 nucleotides long. Its product is annotated as cold-inducible RNA-binding protein B-like. The record is from RefSeq and is a predicted model, not a curated record. Gene Ontology annotation, molecular function: RNA binding. Lineage: Eukaryota; Metazoa; Chordata; Hyperoartia; Petromyzontiformes; Petromyzontidae.
CUUUGCGCGCUCCGCCAUUCUGUUCGUGGCUUUCUAGGUGAGUGGCUGUGUGUCGUGCUUUCUCCGCGGAUUUUAAUUAAGGAACUCUUGUCUCAAGAUGGGCGAGGUCGACCCAGGGAAAUUGUUCAUCGGGGGACUCAGCACCGAUACAAAUGAGAACGCGCUGGAGACGAUCUUCUCCAAGUAUGGGAGGGUCGCUGAAGUGCUGAUCAUGAAGGACCGGGAGACGAACCGCUCCAGAGGCUUCGCCUUUGUGACGUUUGCGAACCCUGACGACGCGAAGGGUGCCGAGAGGGACAUGAACGGGAAGCCCCUGGAUGGCAGGAAUAUCAAGGUGGAGCAGGCAACGAAACCAUCGUUCGAAGGCGGUGGUCGAUUCGGCUCUUAUCGGGGGUUUGGCUUCCGGGGUGGGCGCGGAUCCUACCGAGGCCGUGACAGGGAUGGCUACGGAGGCCCCCCAGCUCGCCGAGACGGCCCCCCGUCACGGCGCGACGACUACGACGACUACUAUACCCCCCGGGAAGGAGGCUACUCCGGCAGGGAUUAUGGAGGCUCGCCAGACUCACAAGAGCACUACGGGGGACACAGGGGCGACGGGUACAGAGCAGGGGCUCGUGCCUACGGUGAGCGUGAUGGCUACUCCAGCCGGGAGUCCCGCGACUACGGCGCCAGUGGCGGAAACUACAGGGACGCCUAUGACAGCUACAGUGAGUGCCCCCACCAACCCUUCAAUCGGUUCCCCCCUAUCGAGCCCCUCCCCUUCCAGUCAAAAAUCACAUGCCUUAUUACUCCCUGACAGCACCUUCCUUUUUUCCUGCCAUUGCUUUAAACCUACGUCGACCAGCGUGGCAAAGUGUGGUUACAUUUCUUGGGCAUGGUGUGCGGAAACCCUAAUCCUUAAGGUGGGUUGACUAAAGUGCUGUGCAUGUGCAUACGAGUGAUGUGCUUGACCCAUGCUCCCAGUGGACAUGUACAACAACACUUCUUAAUCCACUGCUGGAUGAGCGCAGCCUGCUCUGUCAUUGGGUUAUUUGACCGUGCCUCACGAUAGUGCAGGUUGGUUAAAGCUGGGAGAGUAGACGGGGAAACAGGACUUUUCAUUAUUUGCUGCCCUGCCUUUUCCACUCGUGAGACAACCUGUUUAUGCAUCCAAGCACUAUCCAGCCACUCACCUGCUUUGGC